AUGAUGGACAUCACCAAGUUGGGGGUGAGGGGCGUGGGUGAAAGCGAAUGCUGCCAUCCGAGCUGGAAUAGCUUUCGCAAAGCGAUUGGCAAAGCAGGCCUGACGUGUGCAAUGAUGAAGUUGGUCCUCUGCAAUUUCGACCACGGUGCUUGGAAGAGCGGCGACCGGCUAGAAGCCAAGAAGGAAUCGUUCGACGAUUACCUUCGUAACCAGCCGAGGGAGUAUUUCUCCCUUUUCAGCGAGCGCGUAGCUCAUGAUCGCAUGGAAAGCUACGACGCUGAGGUGGAUCCUGGCGAGACACUCGCAGCCAAGACAAAGGCGUGGUUUGGCAUCUUGGCCUGCUUGCGGGACUUGUCCUUCGAUUGGACAAUUCAGGAACGGCAUUCCGGCUCGCCUGAGCCAGAUGAGGAGCACGACGAGGAGGAACAACAGGAGGAGCUUCUCAAAAUGUACAACAAGGACGGACCUACUUCCAUGGUCGCUGGCUUCAUGGCAGACAGGUCCUUGCAGAGCAUCGCGCGCAUGUUGUUUGUCAUAGCGCAGCCCAUGGAGCAGGCGUACUACGACACGCUGUCGCGACUCCAGGAAGGAUGGCCGGGUCAGGCAGAUUGGGCAAGCAAGCGCGCGAUGGGCUCCUGGUGGACAACUGUGUGGCGCAUUCUUCAGACGCUUCAGACUCCUGAGCUGCACGAUCGCCUUUGCAUGAUGAUGUCGUUAGGCAAACAGCUGCCUCCGGACGAGCUGCCCGAGUGGGCAAAACCAGAGCACCACCUCUUGCUGAAAGCCUUUGCGUUCGCAACUGCUCUUGCCGAGAAUGUGUUCUGGAGCAACGCUCAGUUUUGGCUCUCCAUACCGGCACUUAUCGCUUCGCUGCUGAGUCGCAACCGUGCGUUCAAGCGAAGAGCGCUGCAGCAAAUGCGACGCCUGGUUUGCGCGGUUGAGGCGCUUGAGCAACACCAGCAGCGCAAUCCGCACAACAAGGAGCUGGAGGCUUUGCUCGCUGAUUUGGGGUGGCAGCAGCAGCAGAUGGCGCGGGAGUGCAUGGCGCUCCUUUUGCAGGGCGACUUUCAGGAUGUGACGUCGGUCUUGAGCCCAGAAGGGCUGGAGGAACGGCAAUGGGCCAACAGCCGCUUUUUUGCACCACAGAAAACACUCCUGCCCAACCCCGAAGCCGUCCACAGCGCGGCGCACAUCUUCCAGACUGGCUGGCGCAAAGCAGGGACCCUGAGUCAGCAGCGAUCCGCUGCUGCAGCCGCAUUCCUGAUGGAAGACUCUGCCAGCACGUGGGACUUCUUCACCUUCGCAGAGCCCCGGUAUGCUGAUGUGCCAAUCAAUGACCUGGAAUGGAUGUACAAUUUCACCCUGGACUCGGGGGCUUGCGAUUGGGAGCACGUCCCCGUUCGGAAGCUUGUGCGAGGAUUGGUCCCGGCCUCCUUGGCAAACGCUGGCAUCUUCUUCGCUCUGCAAAGGGUCGGUGUCAACCAGGCCUUAGUCCCAGCUGCAGUGAAAGCAGGAGUGUGGCUGUCAGCCCAACACUUGAAAUGGCUUUGCGCUUCUUUGGAAGUGAACCCACCAAACAAAGGAUCUGGGCGGUCAGGAGCCCUGCUGAAAGCAGACUGGGCACGUGCUUUGGUUCAGCACCUUUUCCCGGAGGAGUCACCAGAGAACAUCAAAAAGAUGAUCGGCUCACUCUCUUUCAACUCACAAAAGAAAUUGAACACAGAAGAAAAGCGGGUGCUCGACUUGGUGGCCCAGCUAGAUGAGGAGAACAGAGAAUGUCCAGAGUUCAAGAAGAUGGCCAAGUUGGCCAAGGCGCAGGUCAAAGAGGAGGAGCGACAACAAACCGAACAUGAGGUCCGCGAGAGGGUCAAAGCAGAGGCGCAGGAGAAGCGACAGCAAGAAGCAGAGCAGCAGCAAGAAGCAGACCGACAGCAACAAGAACUGGAAGCAGCGUCCCCUGCUUCAGCGGCCCGUUCCGGAGCCCGAAAAGCAAGCGAAACCCCUGCCACGCUCAAGAGCGUCUUGAAGAUUCCGGAAAUGUCCGACAUUGGCCUCAAUAGGGACCCAUCUUCUUAUGGCUACAGGGCUACCUUCCCUGCAAGCACUUUGUCCCCCUUGGCAAGCUUUAGUCUUCAACGUGUUUAA
Molecule: messenger RNA, 2145 nt
Organism: Effrenium voratum
Lineage: Eukaryota; Dinophyceae; Suessiales; Symbiodiniaceae
Source: the annotation of a GenBank genome assembly